UAUGCGAGCGUUUCUCCCUACAAAGUGCAAGCAAAGAAAAGUUUCCCUGCCGUCUGGGUUUUAUUUAUCAGAUGUUUCCAAUUCUGGAAGGGAACUUUUGGCGCGGGGACUUCAACAAAUCAAGGAUGUUAAGGUCAAGCCUAACCCCUGACACAUUUCCUUUCAGCCACUGAAAGGGAAGGUCUGCGAGAGCGAAGAUAUUGUUGUGAUGUGAGCUGUGAAGAAAAGGAGUCGCCUCGACGCCACAUCCCCGCCAUCCAGACUUGGCUGGUGCUCGCGAAUGCCACUGCGGGGAGGCGAGGCAAGAUGAGGGGCCUAGUGCUUGCCUCUCUCGUCCUGAUGCAACCUCUCCCCGUGCCAGGGGGCCCCACUGCCGCCGUGCGCCCCCAGAGCGACCACGCCUGGUGCCACCCUUCGGGGUCCUGCUACAGCGUCCACGUGGGCAGCCUGAGCUUCCCCCGCGCCCAGGACGCCUGCGCGGCGCACGGCGGGCGCCUGAGCACGGCGAGCGGCCGGGUGGAAGUGCAGGCCAUCGUGUCUCUGCUGAGAGGGGUGGCCCGCGGCGGGUCGGGCGCCUCCUUGUUCUGGCUGGGCCUGGUGAGGAAGGCUCAGCAGUGCACCAUGGAGGAGCUGCCGCUGCGGGGUUUCUCCUGGGCCGCUGCCGGAGGACUUGUUGCGGAGGCGAGGAACGAGAGCGCGGCCGAGGGGAGCCUCUCGUGGGUGAAGGAGCCCAGCAAGUCGUGCACCACGCAGAAGUGCGCCGGCCUGCAGGUGACUUGGGGCGAGCCUCGCGCCGCCGAGUCGUGGGGCCUCGCCGAGCACGCCUGCGCCAAGGCCAACGCGGGGUACGUGUGCAAGUACAGCUACGCGGGCGCGUGUCGCGCGCCUGGCGCGGGCAGCCACCUGCGCUACGCGCUCCCUUUCCGCCUCCAAAGCGCCUCCUUGGAGUUCGGCCCGCCUGGCACGGUGCUCACCCUGAGGUGCCCCGGGCGGCAGGCGCGCUUCACCUGCCGCCUCUCGCCCGACGGCUACCGCUGGGAAGGCACCGAGCGCGGCCUCUGCUCCUGCCCCAGCGGCUACUGGAGCCCGAGCGAGGGAGCGUGCGUCGAGCUAGCCAACUGCUUCGGCGCCCAGGGCGCCUUCCUGUGCCUGUGCGCCUGGGGCGCUCGCUUGGCGGCCGACGAAAAAGCCUGCGUGCCGCCGGCGAGAACUGAAACGCCGCCGUCGCCUGCACUGUCUCCCUCCCCGAACGGCUCUUCGGACGGCCUGCCUGGCCGGAACGACUCCCUGGCGGCGACCUUGCCCUCCGAGGUGGGCAACAGCAGCAGCGCCCCCGGAGCCGUGUCUUCCAACUACCUCUUCAUCCUGAUCACGGUGGCUGUGGUGACGCUGGUGAUCCUGGUCAUGGCCGCGCUGCAGAUCUUCCAGGCCUGCUUCAGGCUUUGCUGCUCCAAGGGGUCUCAGACCAAGAAGGACGGAGCUCCGGCCACGACCGCCACGACCGCAGAUGGCGACCCCGAGGAUUCGGAUCAUUCCCUGGAGCCCAGCAAGGCAGAGUCUGCCGAGGUUUCUCAGGAUGAACCCAAGCUUGUGGCGGGGCAGGUGGAGCAGGAACAGCCGCGAGGGGACUGAGGCUGUAUUUGAAGGAGGCAAUGGACGUGCAUUCAGAGAAGGCGCUUUUAUUAGGACAGGAAUGGGGAGCCUGUGGCCCUCCAAAGGUUGUUGGACUACAACUCCUAUCAUCCUUAUCCGUUGGCCAUUCUUUCUCAGUUAAAGUGCUAAGUAACUCCACAGAGUGCUGCAAGAGACAAUCUCAUUAAGACCCCCCAAGCUGCUUGUAGAACAGUGUAAUCCUAUACACACUUACUUGGGAGUAAGUUACAUCAAUUUCAGUAGAAUUUUCUCCCAGGUGUGCGUGCAAUAUGGCAGCGUAUGGUGUCUAAUGGUAACGGUGAGGGCCCUGUGGGACUCCAAUUGCUGCUCCCCAGCUCCCAUCACCCCUAGCCAAUGGGCAAAGGGAUAUUGCGAUUUAUAAUCCAGCAACACCUAGAUAGCCACAGUUUCCUUAUCCCUGUAAAAGAAGAUUUUUAUGAUUUAAAUAGCUUUCCAACAUUAUUUUGAAUCCUCCGUCCUUACUAGUCUUCUAGGGUGCCAGUACAAUUGUGUAUGUGUGUGAUCUAUUUGUGAGACUUAGAAAACAGCCUGAAAUCUUAGUACUGUGUCUCGACUGACUCAUGGAUUGGAUGUAUGAGAACUCAUAAGAGAAGUGUUGGCCAGUGCAUGCUAAUUUUGUUGCACAAAAGCAUUAUCUGUUCCAGUUUCCUUAAGUGGGAAUUCCAAAAACCUGCAAGAUAUGUCUAGCUUAUACUGGCUCGUUUCUCUGAAUAACAUUGUGGGGUAGAAAUCUGUCAAGAUUUCACUGAGGGUCCAGCUCAUUUCCCCACCUUCCUUUUCAUUGAGGUCACCUUUGGAAGUCAUUGGCCAACUGAGGUGUGGUAGGUUUUGACUGGGGAGAGAGUCUUCUUGGUGGUGGUGUCCAGGUGGUACAGACUGUUUUGGGGGAAGGGGUCACCUGGCACUCAUGCUGUAGCCUUUUCAGAACCAUGCAAAGACCUUUUAAUUUUCCCAAAUAUUUGGUUCCAAAAUUGACUGAUCUGAGGCUGCCUUUAUUUGAAACUUUUAAUUUUGUUACCGGUAUAUGUUUCUGUUUUUUUAUAUGGCUGGUUGUUUUCUCUACAGAUUUGGUGUAAGCCACCUUGGAAUAUUCUGUUUUACAGACAGCGUUAGAAAAUGUAUUAAUGCAUAAAAUGAAGAUUUAAAAAAUGAAAAUUAAUUGGUACACACAAAUGCAUGCCAGUAGCCGGAGGAAAGCCCUGAAAUAUACAUUCUGGAUUCUGAGUCAGUCCUACUGCCAUUAUUUGAUUAAAAUUGGGUGUGAUCCAGGCCCAAUCACUAUGCCAGCUCCAGGCUAGUUUAGUCUGCAACAGGCCUUUUCUGGCUCCUCCACCUUCCACCCUAGCUGGCAUCAGCAAUGGGGCUACAGAUGUGGCAGUGGCUCCAGCACUCUUAUCAUGCUUUGCCAGGGUUUGGUUUGCUCUGCCAUUUUCUCACUGCAGAGCACUGUGGAUGGGACAGUUUGGAAGGAGAAGCAAAUGGGGUGGGAAUGUGGGGAAAUGGGACUCAGUGAAAACUUUAAGCAGCAUUUCUCUCUUCAAUAAAGGAAAGGGGUAGAGGA
Messenger RNA from Podarcis raffonei (Aeolian wall lizard), 3235 nucleotides. It is a transcript of the gene CLEC14A, whose product is annotated as C-type lectin domain containing 14A. The coding region runs from base 307 to 1632 and encodes 441 amino acids. Gene Ontology annotation, biological process: cell migration. The record is from RefSeq and is a predicted model, not a curated record. Gene Ontology annotation, cellular component: external side of plasma membrane; extracellular matrix. Gene Ontology annotation, molecular function: extracellular matrix protein binding; extracellular matrix binding. Lineage: Eukaryota; Metazoa; Chordata; Lepidosauria; Squamata; Lacertidae. The transcript has a single exon.